AGACUCAAAUAAUGAAGUAUCUUAUUGUUCUAUGCCUGGUGAUUGCCGUGGCUCUCGCCAAACCACAAAAUCUUCUGGAGAAGCUCCUCCAAAAGCCUGACGUGGAUACCUGUGCAACAGCUAAGGAUCUUGGACCAAACUGCGUAAACUGGGCUCGCAACGGAUUCUGCACAAAUUGCCAAUGGACAUGUGCUCAACGCAAGCACUACUGCGAACGUACCUGUGGAUUCUGCCAUCCGGAUUAUGUAUGCAAUGAGCAGUGCUUGACACAAGCGCCACGGAUAAUGAAAGAGCUUUCUAAGGAAGAAAUUGAAAUGUUGAAUCGGCAAUGAUGUGUUUUUGAUUUGAAUAAAUAACUCUCAAUUGU
Molecule: messenger RNA, 367 nt
Organism: Caenorhabditis elegans
Lineage: Eukaryota; Metazoa; Nematoda; Chromadorea; Rhabditida; Rhabditidae
Gene: Y39G8B.9
Product: ShKT domain-containing protein
Exons: 2
Coding region: 12-332 (106 amino acids)
Source: RefSeq, marked reviewed